Molecule: messenger RNA, 2232 nt
Organism: Tetrahymena thermophila SB210
Lineage: Eukaryota; Ciliophora; Oligohymenophorea; Hymenostomatida; Tetrahymenidae
Product: protein kinase
Exons: 18
Biological process (GO): protein phosphorylation
Molecular function (GO): protein kinase activity; ATP binding
Source: RefSeq, a predicted model, not a curated record
AUGAAUUAGUUUUAGGUUAGAAAGUUAAAAGAAACACUACUUAAUUUGCAAUAAGAUAUUAAAUUGAGAUAAGACCAAAAUGUAAUCUAUACCUUUGAAUAGUAAGAUAGUAGUUAUUAGGAAGAUUGUAAUUUGAUUUAUUUUGCAGCAAAGCCUCAAAUUUACAAUGCUAUUAGGAGCGAACCUUACUUCUUAAAAAAGAAAUUUAUAUGCUAUCAAGAUAUGAAUGAUGAUAAAAAUUUGUUUACGAUUUUUUACAAUUAGAAAAAUGAUUUAAAAGAAAUUUCCGACAUUACAAUGGCAUAGCUCUACUUCUUCUAAAAUGAAUAGGAGAAAUAGUAAAUUAUUUAAGAAUAUAAAUACAUACAAAAUAUUCCAUAUCACUCUUGUUUACCAUGUCUCUCUGAUUCACCAUUAAUAUAAUCUUACAAAUUUAUUGGAUUUGAAUAUCCUAACUUUGAAGGUACUAUUUUAGAAUAUUGCAAAUAUUAAAAGUAGCUGAAGCAAGAUUAAAAGAACGAAUACAAAUAUUUGGUUAACAGAUUAAUCAAUUAGCUUUUAGAAGGAAUAAUUUAUAUGCAUAAAUUCAACAUCAUUCAUUAUGACAUUAAUCCAUUUACUGUUUAUGUAAAUGAAUUCGAAGAAGUGGUUUUUUGUAGAUUUGGUAGAGCAUUCAACAAAUAAAACUCUAAGUUAUAAAUUAACUACUAACCUCUAAAAUAUGAUGGUCCAGAGAUAAAAAAAUAAUCUUAGCUAAAUUUUAGAUUUGAUUAUUACUCUGUAGGAAUGCUUAUUAAUGAAAUUUUAUUAGAUGCUUAUUUUGAUAAAGUAUAAUACCAUAUUUAAGAUUAUGAAAUGCUAGACUCGUCCAAUGAUUACUAAAAUAAUUUUUUAUAUUAGUCUCCUAUCAUUUAGGCUAUAUAGCCUUUAUUAAACGAAAAUCCUUCAGAUAGACAUAGCUUUAAUAUAGUACUUUAAAAGUAUAAUUAAGCAGUUCUCUCCUAACAAAAUAUUUUUGAUUCCUAAAAUCAUCUUAACAUAUCAUCUCUAAAUAUGGAAUCAUAUUUAUUAUAAUUUGCAUUUUAAAAUUAAAGAAUAACAAAUGAGUAGUUUGAUAGAAUGAUUAAAAUAGUUAACUAAUUACCUCAAGUGUCAGAGUUGAUUCUAGAUUUUAGGAACUCUACUUUUGAGUAAGAAUAAAUGUUUGAUUUUUUUGAUUCACUAAUAAAAUACUAACCCUAUUGCUUAGCAUUUAGAUUCAAAGUUGGGAACAUUAAUCUAUCUUCUCCUACUUUCUUUAUGAUUACUUAUUAUAUUUUCAAGAAUAAGAAGCUGCAGUUGCUUGAUUUAGAUUUUAAACAUUACUUUUUCAUUGGUAAGUAAAACGAAAUGUUGAAAACCAUAUUUGAAUAACAUAACCUUUGUGAGUUGUACUUAGAUUUUAGUUUUACUGAUGUUAUCUGUCCUAGUUACUUUUAGAAAAAAAAACCAAACAAAAAUAUGAGAAAGGUUGUUCUUAAUUAUAGAAAAUCCUCAAGAUAUUGUGACAAAUCUAAAUUCUUUCUUUUUUUCAUAGAUUUUUCAGUAAAUGCAAAAGAAUUUGUGCUCGAUUUAGCCGAUUCAAGUAUAGAUAGAUACGAUUUUGAUAAAAAUGGGGUAAACGAUAAGCAUAGUUCUAAUGGAAAAAUUUUUAAACUUAAUAUUAAUGGUAACUUUAUAGAUGACACUAAACUAGACACACUUAUCAAUUAUAUCAAAUAUUUUAACUAUUUGAAUACACUUGAGUUAAAUUUUACCUCAUGUGAAAUGACUUGCUCAGAAUUAAUAAAAGUCUUAAGGGAUAUAUAUGAUUAGUUUAAUUAUCUAGUUAAAAUAAAGCUAACUUUCGAUAAAAUUAUGAUCAUGCCAAUAGUGUACAAAGAAUUAAGGAUUCCAAGUCAUUUAAAAGAAUACUCUCUUAGUAUAAGAAAAACAGGGCUUGAAGUUGAUGGCUUUUAAUAUUUACUUGAAAAGACUGCAAUUGUUUACUAAUCAACAAAAAUUUAUUUUGAUAUAAGCUAAAAUAAUUUAAAAAGAGACACCGUUUAUCAGAUAAUCAAUAACUAAUUUAAUCCACUGCCCUUAUAAAGUGAAGCAGAUUCUAUUCAAUUAAGAUUUCAAUAGUAAAGAGAUAGCAUGACAGCUGAUGAUAUUUUACAGGAUGAAUCUGAUGGAUUGACUGUAUAUGUUUGA